AUGUCUACACCAACUCAGAUGAAUACAUCCGCCCAUGUGGCACAAUCCAACUACUCGCCAGUCGAUGCCAUUAACCGACACGACUUCGGCGUUCAGAAGAACAGAAAGCAGGCAUCGACUGGCGGAGGCAGGGCUUGGAGCGAGGAUGAGGAAGUUUAUCUUCUGCAAACUCGUCUCCAAAAGAUGCCAUACAAGCAUAUCGCCGCUCAUCUGAAAAAGACCGAGUUGGCAUGCCGCCUCCAUUACCACCAGCUGUCUCACGGGAGCAACCGCCGCAAGCGUACCAACUCUGUCACCUCUUCCAAUGCUGGCUCCGUGAUGCACUCUCCCGUUAUGCAAGCUUCCAUGCCAUCGCCCAUCAACGAGCACGCCAUGCAACCUGUCACUCCUCCCACUUACUCCUACUCUCCGCAAUCACCGGUCCAUGUUCAGCUUCCUUCUGCUUCGACCCUUCUUCAUCGCUCCGGCUCCAACAGCCCACCCCGAACGCUUGCUCACCCAGUGGCCAUUCUCCCCAAGCCAUCUCCACCUCGUCGUGCUCUCUCGGACUCGGCAGCACCUCUUCGUCUUGACUGUGACGUGGCCACCAACCAAUUGAACAUCUCCAACGUCGACAAGGAGCGUCUUCGCCACAUCUAUGAAGCCCACCGUGCUUCAUUCUGGGGCGUCAUCGCUGCCGAGUACGGUGCAGGUGCAUCACCCCUCUUGCUUGAGGAGACAUGGAAGCGAGGAAUCGCAACCAAUGCACCUCCUACUCCAUGUGUCUCACCAGACACUCAGACUAUUCGCAGCGGUGCAUACCAAGGCUACAACACGAAGCCCAUGCACCAAUUGCCAACUCCCGUCCAGGAGAACAAGAGCAAUGCCACCAGCAUCUCUGCAUUGUUGGGUAUUGAUGCCAGCCCACGCAGCCCCAAGGAGCGAGAAAUGAUCAAGCGCAUGGAAGAGAGACGUGAAACUCGCGACAUUGUCAUGGCCGGUGUUGAGAUGGGCCAGAGAUGCGAAUAA
Mollisia scopiformis is the source of this 1008-nucleotide messenger RNA. RefSeq lists its product as uncharacterized. The transcript is spliced from 3 exons. Bases 1 to 1008 code for a protein of 335 amino acids. The record is from RefSeq and is a predicted model, not a curated record. Lineage: Eukaryota; Fungi; Ascomycota; Leotiomycetes; Helotiales; Mollisiaceae.